AUGAGGCCCACCACGUCCCGCUCCGACCAGAGCGUCUCGCUCGCCGCCACCUCGGGCCCCUCCACCCCCACCGCAGAGCACAACGACCCGCAUCACCCAGACGCCGCCACCAGCAGCGACCUCGAGGCUUCGCCCACCGCGCCGGCAACGCCCGCCAUCGAGAAGCAGCAGCAGCACCUCCAUGGCGACGACAAGCUCGUAACGUGGGCACACGGUCCGCCCGAGGCCGACCCCGACAACCCGCUCGGCUGGUCAAAGAUGCGCAAGUGGGGCACCGUCGUCGUCGUCUCGGCCGCCUCAUUCUGCGUCACGUCCACCUCGUCCAUCAUCAGCCUCGCCUACGACGGCAUCAUGCAGGACUUCAAAAUCAGCAAGAUCGUCUCCAUCCUCGGCCUCUCGCUCUUUGUCGCCGGCCUCGGCCUCGGUCCCAUGUUUCUCGCACCCCUCAGCGAGUUCUACGGUCGCCGCCCCAUCUAUCUCUGCUCCUUUUCGGCCUUUUUCCUGCUCGGCUUCCCCGUCUCGUUUGCCAACAACCCAGCCGUCUUCUUCAUCUUCCGCUUCCUCACCGGCUUCGGAGGCUCGGCGCUGCUCUCGGUCGCCGGCGGCUCCGUCAGCGACUGCUUUGACCAGCGCGACCUCUACAUCCCUAUGGCCGUCUUCACCCUCUCCCCGUUCCUGGGACCGGCGAGCGGCUCCCUGCUCAGCGGCUUCAUCAACCAAAACGUGCAGUGGCGGUGGUCGUUUUGGGUCAUCAACAUUUGGUCCGCGUGCACCCUGGUCGCCAUCUACUUUUUCGCGCCCGAGACGUAUGCGCCCAUCAUCCUCGCCAAGCGUGCGCGCAGGCUGCGCAAGCAGACGGGCGACGACAAGCUUUAUGCCCAGCACGAGCGCAACAUCGGCCAGAAGAGCGUCGUCCGCACCAUCGCCACCAGCUGCACCCGCCCCUUUGAGCUGCUAAUCAACGAGUACAUGCUCGCUCUGCUGUGCAUCUGGUCGGCGCUGCUGCUCGGUCUGCUCUACCUCCUCUUCAUCGCCUUUCCCAUCGUCUUCCGCCAGCACGGCUUCAACGUGCAAGAAGUGGGCCUCAGCUUCGUUGGCAUCGGCCUCGGUCAGCUCGUGGCGCUGGCCUCGAUGCCGUACUGGGCGCGAAAGUACGCCGCCGCACGAGAGGCUGGGGGUGGCGUCGCCCCUCCCGAGGCGCGGCUUCCCGUCGCCAUGGCGGGCGCGCUCAUCAUGCCCGUCGGCCUGUUCGCGUUCGCUUUUACCAGCUACGCCUCGGUGCCCUGGAUCGUGCCCAUCCUCGCCAGCAUCCUCAUCGGCCUGGCAAUAGGCCUGACCUACAUCUCGAUCUUUUCCUUUACCGUCGACGCGUACCGCCCCGUGGCGGCGUCGGCCAUGGCGGCCAACUCGAUUGUCCGCAGCAGCUGGGCCGCCGCCUUUCCGCUGUUUGCGGGGCAGAUGUACAGCGGCCUGGGCGUCGUGGGCGCCAGCGCGCUUCUGGCCGGGCUCAAUGUGCUGAUGGUGCCGCUGCCGUUCCUCUUUUACCGGUACGGCGCGCGGAUCAGGGCCAAGAGCAAGUUCACCAACAGCGCGCAGACAUAG
This is a messenger RNA of Pseudozyma flocculosa PF-1, 1602 nucleotides long. RefSeq lists its product as uncharacterized. Gene Ontology annotation, cellular component: membrane. Gene Ontology annotation, biological process: transmembrane transport. Gene Ontology annotation, molecular function: transmembrane transporter activity. The coding region runs from base 1 to 1602 and encodes 533 amino acids. NCBI's taxonomy places the organism in Eukaryota, Fungi, Basidiomycota, Ustilaginomycetes, Ustilaginales, Ustilaginaceae. The record is from RefSeq and is a predicted model, not a curated record. The transcript is spliced from 2 exons.